Molecule: messenger RNA, 3066 nt
Organism: Oncorhynchus kisutch (coho salmon)
Lineage: Eukaryota; Metazoa; Chordata; Actinopteri; Salmoniformes; Salmonidae
Product: MAGE-like protein 2
Exons: 5
Coding region: 106-2970 (954 amino acids)
Source: RefSeq, a predicted model, not a curated record
UUUAAAAGGAGCAACCAAACAUCUGGCAAAUAUAGUAAAAGGGAUAUUCUGGUAGGACGUAUGCCUACCAUUAGUUCUGAAUACUGGUGAGGUUUUGAGGGCGAAAUGGCCGUGAUGAUUGGAAUCGCUUUCAGCGUUUCUUGGCUUUGUUGCCUGCUAAUUGGAGGGAUAACGUGUUCUACAUCAGAAGGUGAUCGGUCUCCUGCACUGGAUUCUAAUGCAGCAUGGCUCUAUGCAGGAUCACUUCGGUCUCUAGGAUAUGGCAAUUAUAAAUCUCAAAUGCAAGCGCAACAGAAACAUCCGGCUGCCAUCCUGCGGAAGGAACUGGCCCCCAUGCAACCUCAGCAAGUGUGGUAUCCAGUUCAAAUGCCCCUGCAUCAGAAGCAACUGGCCGCAGAAGCUCAGCAGCAGAGGCAACCGACAACUGUGCCCCAGCAAGUGUGGCAUCCUCCUCAAAUGGCCCUGCAGCAGAGGCAAACGACCGCCGUGCCCCAGCAAUUGUGGCAUCCUCCUCAAAUGGCCCUGCAGCAGAAGCAACCAACCGCCGUGCCCCAGCAAGUAUGGCAUCCUUCUCAAAUGCCACUGCAAACAACCACUGUGCCCCAGCAAGUGUGGCAUCCUCCUCAAAUGCCCCUGCAGCAUAUUCAACCGACCGGCGUGCCCCAGCAAGUGUGGCUUCCUCCUCAAUUGCCCCUGCAGCAGAAGCAACCGACCGCCGUGCCCCAGCAAGUGUGGCAUCCUCCUCAAAUGCCCCUGCAGCAGAAGCAACCGACCACCGUGCCCCAGCAAGUGUGGCUUCCUCCUCAAAUGCCCUUGCAGCAGAAGCAACCGAGCGCCGUGCCCCAGCAAGUGUGGCAUCCUCCUCAAUUGCCCCUGCAGCAGAAGCAACCGACCGCCGUGCCCCAGCAAGUGUGGCAUCCUCCUCAAAUGCCCCUGCAGCAGAAGCAACCGACCGCCGUGCCCCAGCAAGGGUGGCAUCCUCCUCAAAUGCCCCUGCAGCAGAAGCAACUGACGACCGUGCCCCAGGAAGUGUGGCUUCCUCCUCAAAUGCCUUUGAAGCAGAAGCAACCGAGCGCCGUGCCCAGGCAAGUGUGGCUUCCAGCUCAAAUGCAGCAGAAGCAAACGACUGCCGUGCCCCGGCAAGUGUGGCAUCCUCCUCAAAUGGCCCUGCAGCAGAAGCAACCGACCGCCGUGCCCCAGCAAGUGUGGCUUCCUCCUCAAAUGCCCCUGCAGCAGAAGCAACCGACCGCCGUGCCCCAGCAAGUGUGGCUUCCUCAAAUGCCCCUGCAGCAGAAGCAACCGACCGCCGUGUCCCAGCAAGUGUGGCAUCCAGCUAAAAUGCAGCAGAAGCAACCGACUGCCGUGCCCCAGCAAGUGUGGCAUCCUCCUCAAAUGCCCCUGCAGCAGAAGCAACCGACCGCCAUGCCCCAGCAAGUGUGGCAUCCUCCUCAAAUGGCACUGCAGCAGAAGCAACUGACCACCAUGCCCCAGCAAGUGUUGCAUCCAGCUCAAAUGCAGCAGAAGCAACCGACCGCCAUGCCCCAGCAAGUGUGGCAUCCUCCUCAAAUGGCACUGCAGCAGAAGCAACUGACCACCAUGCCCCAGCAAGUGUUGCAUCCAGCUCAAAUGCAGCAGAAGCAACCGACUGCCGUGCCCCAGCAAGUGUGGCAUCCUCCUCAAAUGCCCCUGCAGCAGAAGCAACCGACCGCCAUGCCCCAGCAAGUGUGGCAUCCUCCUCAAAUGGCCCUGCAACAGAAGCAACCGACCGCCGUGCCCCAGCAAGUGUGGCAUCCUUCUCAAAUGCCCCUGCAGCAGAAGCAACUGACCACCGUGCCCCAGCAAGUGUGGCAUCCAGCUCAAAUGCAGCAGAAGCAACCGACCGCUGUGCCCCAGCAAGUGUGGCAUCCUCAAAUGCCCCUGCAGCAGAAGCAACCGACCGCCAUGCCCCAGCAAGUGUGGCAUCCUUCUCAAAAGGCCCUGCAGCAGAAGCAACUGAUGCCCCAGCAAUUGUGGCAUCCUCGUCAAAUGCCCCUGAGGCAGAAGCAAACGACCGACGUGCCCCAGCAAGUGUGGCAUCCUGCUCAGUUUCCCCAGCAGAAGCAACUGGCCCCUAUGCCUCUACUGCAGAAGGAACCAACCACCAUAGCCCAGCAACCUCAGCAGGUGUGGCAUCCAGCUCAAAUGUCCAAGAAUCGAACACCCACUGAACCUCAGCAGAAGCAACCAUCCACCACGCCCCAGCAAGCGUGGCAUCCAGCUCAAAUUCCCCUGCAGCAGAAGCAACCGGCCACUGAACCUCAACAGAAGGAGCUGACCGCCAUGCCACAGAAGCUACAGGCCUCCAUUCUCCAGCAGCCUCCGCUCGUGUGGCAUCCAUCUCAAUUUCCCCAGCAGCAGAAGGAACUGGCAGUCGAGCCCCAGCAGCAGAAGGAACUGGCAGUCGAGCCCCAGCAGCAGAAGGAACUGGCAGUCGAGCCCCAGCAGCAGAAGGAACUGGCAGUCGAGCCCCAGCAGCAGAAGGAACUGGCAGUCGAGCCCCAGCAGCAGAAGGAACUGGCAGUCGAGCCCCAGCAGCAGAAGGAACUGGCAGUCGAGCCUCAGCAAGAAAGGUAUCCAUCUCAAAUGGCUCAGCAGCUAAUCAACCCCGUUCCUCAGCAAUUAUGGCAUGUAGGGCAAAUUUCCCAGCAGCAACUGGCCCCAUUGUCUCAGCAGAAGCACUACGAAAGCACUGAAGAUGAUGCCUCUGGUAGUUCUCAGGCCAGCAUUGAACAGUCAGGUGUCAUCCCAAUCUCUUCCUACAGUUCCAAAUCGCACUACAAGAAUGGCAGAACUGUCUUUUCCCAAAUCAGCUACACUCCUUGGGAGGCAAUGCCUGUUGACAGUGGAAAUGCUCCCAAGGACGGUUAUGUUGGCAUUGGUGCACCAAGCAUAUAUCCAACACUAGUGAAGGAUUCUGCAAGGGAAAUAUAAUGGAUUCAUCCUCUAGAAGCUCUAAUGACCAGGAAGUUGCUGGUGCUCUUGCUACUCUAGUGUGAUGGAAUCAAUAAACAACUUACUUUAAAAAUG